Messenger RNA from Brassica rapa (field mustard), 1580 nucleotides. RefSeq names its product transmembrane emp24 domain-containing protein p24delta3. Lineage: Eukaryota; Viridiplantae; Streptophyta; Magnoliopsida; Brassicales; Brassicaceae. The record is from RefSeq and is a predicted model, not a curated record.
UGUUGAAUCUUCUUUCUUUGCGAUUUAAACACAAAAUUCCAGAGAAGGUGACUACAUUUCAGGGCUUUUUUUUAAUAGUAUCAAUUUCCACGUUCAUUUUAUUGAAUCAACGAGAAGACAAUAUUUUAUUUUUGUUAUUGAAUUGUAGAUGAUUAAUGAAAUAUCUAUAUAUUGCACAAAUAAACAAUAGUUUGAACCACGUUACUAUUUGAGCAAACAUAGGUUUAACGUGCAAACAAAGAAGAGUUUAUUAAGAGGUUAACUGAACAAGACAACUAAAAAGGUUUUUUAUAUGUUGUGCUUGUCUUACCAUAAACAUGUUGCUUACAUGUAAGUGUAAUAAAAUGAUUAAUAAAUUUGGAAUUGAUAAGAUUUAGUGCUAGAUUUGAAUCGACAUUGCAAUUAGGGCACCACUUUCGUAAAGGAGUAAUUAAUAGCAAUUAUUAAAAAUACGUACGUAAACUAGCAAUAAUGACAUUAUGAGUUGUCUUUAUGCAGAACUAUCGCUAGCCUGGCCAUUUAAUUAUUAAACAUGGUUUAAUUUCAUGUAAUCGUUUAAGUAUGCCAAAUUGUCUUUUUAUUACAAAUUUUUGAUUGGUAAUCACAAAAGCCUCUCAACUCGAUAUUAUCUAAAUUAAACAUAAAUGCCCCAUGUCUUAAUGCAAUAAGGCCCAAUAAACAAAUUAUGCUUCCAAAGAAAAAAAAUUAAAGAGAAUUAAAAUGAACAAACAGAAAAACGACUGAGAGCAAAGAUCGGCACACGACCACAAUACACGGAUCGAUGAAUACAAUGGGAGUGUUUGUAAGCUCUUUGAAGAUGGCUGCUAAGAAGAUACAACACGGCCUCCUCACGGCAUUCCUUCUAUUGAUUCUGGUUCCGGUUGGUGAGGCGGUUUGGCUAGACGUGCCUACCACGGGAACAAAAUGUGUGUCUGAAGAAAUCCAGAGCAAUGUAGUUGUAUUGGCUGAUUACAUUAUCAUCUCUGAGGAUGACUCCUUAUUACCCACUAUAUCUGUCAAGGUGACGUCCCCAUAUGGCAAAAAUCUGCACCAAAUGGAAAACGUGACGGUUGGGGAAUUUGCAUUUACAACGCAAGAAUCAGGGAACUACAUGGCGUGCUUUACGGCAGAUACAAAGAGUCACGGAAACAAAAAUGUUAGCAUCAGCGUUGACUGGAAAACUGGAAUCGCUGCUAAGGAUUGGAAAAAUAUUGCUAAGAAAGAGAAGAUCGAGGGAGUGGAGCUGGAGAUAAGGAAACUUGAAGCUGCAGUGGAAGCCAUCCAUGAAAAUUUAGUUUACAUAAGAAACAAAGAAGCAGAUAUGAGAACCGUGAGUGAGAAAACGAACUCGAGAGUAGCUUGGUUCAGUACAAUGUCGAUGGGUAUUUGCAUUGCUGUCUCUGGUAUACAAGUAGUUUACUUGAAGCAAUACUUUCAGAAGAAGAAGCUUAUAUAAGCUAGUUUUGACUCAUCCACAUCCUUUUUAAGAACUUUUUGUUGGGUUCAAAGUAAUAAUAAAGAUUUAAUUUGCAGUUUCUGUUACUUCAGGGAUAAAAGCCAAUAAACAGAUUUUCAUUUCU